AUGCGUAAUCUAGAAAAUGUGGUAAUAAGUACGGGCAUAUCGGCUGGGAUUCAGCACUUUGAAACAUAUAAUUCUCAAUUGUUGAUUUCCCAACAAUAUGCCGGCAUGAGGUUUGAUUCGACGGAACAAGAACGAAAGAGAAAAGCAGACGAAAAUAACGAGGAAGUCUCUUCUCGCGAUCGUACAUCUCCUUUACGUGACGAUUUUUUUGAUGGAAUGCUGUAUCAUAAAGAAUUAAUUUCGGAAGAAGAUGAGGAUAAAAGAAUCAAAGAUUCAUCAAAGUCGAUAUGGUGGAGAAUUAUAGAUGGAUCAGAUUUAGAUGUAAUCAGAGAAUACCUCUCAGAAGAAGAAUUUUUAGAAUUACAAGAGGUUUUAGCUAAUGCACUCGAAUUAGGAACUACAAUUAAUGAUUGGACAAUAUUGAAACCACAAGCAGAGAAGUGUUUACGAGAUUUAUCAAAGCUAAAUAACGAUCAGAUUAAAAUAAUUGGUGAAAAAGUUCUUCCCGAAGGAACACGCGGUGCAUUAGAAGAACUAAAAAAUUUUCUAAAAACGAGUUCCCAAGAAUUUGAUCUCGACUUUGGUGAACCAGUGUCUCGAGCUUCUAGAGCACGUCGUGACAAGGCUCACGAAGGAGAUGAGGGAUUUCAUCUGGAUUGGCUCUUUUGUAAUCAUGAAUUAGGAGCAAAAGAGUCUUGGGGCCGUGAAUUUUCUCUCUGCGAAAGAGCUGGUUCAGUAAUCGAUAAUACAAGGAAAAUUUUUUCUAAUACACUGAAGGUUAAAAAAACAUUAAGAGACAUGCACAUGUCAUUAAUGAAGUCUAUCGCAUCUGUUAGCAAUAAGAGGGUGUCAAAAGAAGUACUACGAUCAUUUCCGAAGUUAUUGAUGCCUGGGCUUAUUUCUUCACAUUUUUUUUUACAAGCAGUGUUAAUAGUAUAUGUUGGUGCUGGUUUUUAUGUUUCCACUGAUUUGGCCGAGUUAGAAAUUCCUACCGAUUAUAAUGAACUUGAUAAAUUUUAA
This is a messenger RNA of Funneliformis caledonium, 1020 nucleotides long. The record is from the annotation of a GenBank genome assembly. NCBI's taxonomy places the organism in Eukaryota, Fungi, Glomeromycota, Glomeromycetes, Glomerales, Glomeraceae.